Molecule: messenger RNA, 228 nt
Organism: Adineta steineri
Lineage: Eukaryota; Metazoa; Rotifera; Eurotatoria; Adinetida; Adinetidae
Source: the annotation of a GenBank genome assembly
AUGGUGGGAUUUCUAGGUCAUUACGAUGAAUGGCAUGCUUCACCUAAUACGACUUAUUUCUCAUCAACAUCUCAUCACAAUCAAAUUAUUGCUGUUUUUUCUUCAUCUUCUACUAAAACAAAAAUUCAACUUCGUUAUUUUGCUGUUACUGGAAAUUACAAUCCAACACGUUUCAAUGUAGGAUCUCAUGAUAAUUCUUUUUAUCAAGAUACAUAUGGAGUAUCCUGA